Trichomycterus rosablanca is the source of this 7283-nucleotide messenger RNA. RefSeq names its product dynein axonemal heavy chain 8-like. Lineage: Eukaryota; Metazoa; Chordata; Actinopteri; Siluriformes; Trichomycteridae. The record is from RefSeq and is a predicted model, not a curated record. Gene Ontology annotation, biological process: microtubule-based movement. Gene Ontology annotation, molecular function: minus-end-directed microtubule motor activity; ATP binding; dynein light intermediate chain binding. The transcript has 44 exons. Gene Ontology annotation, cellular component: dynein complex. Bases 32 to 7126 code for a protein of 2364 amino acids.
AUACGAGGCGUCGCGGGUGCGUCACGGCCUGAUGACCCUCGGCCCGAGCGGAGCCGGAAAGACGACCGCCAUUAACAUCCUCAUGCGCGCCAUGACAGAGUGCGGCGCUGCUCACAGAGAGAUGAGGAUGAACCCCAAAGCCAUCACCGCGCCCCAGAUGUUCGGCCGUCUGGACGCCGCUACCAACGACUGGACCGACGGGAUCUUCUCCACCCUGUGGAGGAAAACUCUCAGAACUAAAAAGGGAGAAAACAUCUGGAUUGUGCUGGAUGGGCCAGUAGACGCCAUCUGGAUCGAGAACCUGAACUCGGUGCUGGACGACAACAAAACUCUGACCCUGGCGAACGGUGACCGGAUCCCUAUGUCCCCGAGCUGUAAGCUGGUGUUUGAGGUGCACAACAUGGACAAUGCUUCUCCCGCUACCGUCUCCAGAGUGGGCAUGGUGUUCAUGAGCUCCUCCGCUCUCAGCUGGAGACCCAUUCUGCAGGGCUGGACCAACAAGCGCAGUGCUCAGGAAGCUGACAGCCUGAUGAGCCUGUAUGAUAAGAUAUUUGAAGAUGCUUAUAUAUUCAUGAAACAAAACCUCAAGCCAAAAAUGCAGCUCUUGGAGUGCAACUACGUUAUGCAGUCGGUAAACCUGCUGGAGGGUCUGAUUCCUCCUAAAGAUGCUGGAGGCACGUUGAGCAGCGAGCACCUGGAGCGCCUCUUCGUGUUCUGCAUGAUGUGGAGUCUGGGAGCUCUGCUGGAACUGGAUGACCGGGACAAGAUGGAGCUGUUCGUUCGCUCUCAUGAAAGCAAGCUUGACCUGCCACCGACAGAGCCUGGCCAGACCAUGUUCGAGUACAUGGUCAAUCAGAACGGUGACUGGGAUCACUGGAGUAAAUACGUCGUGCAGUACGUCUACCCCACAGACUCGGCACCAGACUACACGUCCAUUCUCGUUCCCAACGUGGACAACACCAGAACGAGCUUCCUGAUUGAGGCCAUCGCAAAACAGCGCAAGGCUGUUCUCCUCACCGGUGAACAGGGGACUGCCAAGACGGUCAUGAUUAAGGCCUACACGAAGAAAUACAACCCUGAGAUGGAUCUGUUCAAAUCCAUGAACUUCUCCUCCGCCACGGAGCCGAUCAUGUUCCAGCGGGCAGUAGAGAGUUACAUAGAGAAGCGGCUGGGCAGCACAUACGGACCCCCCGGCAGACGGAGACUGACCGUUUUUAUUGAUGACAUCAACAUGCCUGUCGUCAAUGAAUGGGGAGAUCAGAUCACAAAUGAAAUAGUGCGUCAGACGAUGGAGAUGUCGGGCAUGUACAGUCUGGAUAAACCCGGUGAUUUCACCACCAUAACAGACGUUCAGAUGAUGGCCGCCAUGAUCCAUCCCGGCGGUGGCAGGAACGAUAUUCCUCAGAGACUGAAGAGACAGUUCACAGUGUUUAACUGCACGCUUCCGGCCAACUCCUCCAUCGACAUGAUCUUCGGAAUUAUUGGCUGUGGAUAUUUCCAUCAGUGUCGAGGAUUUACACCAGAGAUCUCUGACACUGUACAGCGUCUCGUACCCGCUUCCCGGAUUCUCUGGCAAUGGACCAAGGGGAAGAUGUUGCCCACUCCAUCAAAGUUUCACUACUUCUUCAACCUAAGAGAUCUGUCCAGGAUUUGGCAGGGCAUGCUGAAGAUCAGAGCAGAAGAGUGUGAGACAGUCGCCACCCUCCUGUCCUUGUUCAAGUGUGAAUGCACUCGAGUCAUCGCAGACCGGUUUGUGUGUGAGGAGGAUAAGCACUGGUUCGAGAAGUCUAUAGCCCAGGUCAUUCAGGAACACGUGGAUCCUGCUUUGGUGCCACACCUCCACCCCGACCCUUACUUUGUGGACUUCCUGAGAGAGGCUCCAGAGCCUACAGGAGAGGAGGCUGAUGACGCCUGUCUCGACGCUCCCAAAAUCUAUGAACUGGUGCCGGACUUCCAGUUCCUGUCGGAGAGACUGCGGUUCUAUCAGAGCCAGUAUAACGAGGCUGUUCGGGGCUCACAUCUGGACCUGGUCUUCUUUACUGAUGCCAUGACCCACCUCAUCAAGAUCUCCCGCAUCAUCAGGACCGAUGGAGGAAGCGCUCUGCUGGUGGGAGUGGGAGGGUCGGGCAAGCAAAGCCUUUCACGGCUCGCGUCGUACAUCGCCGGUUACAGGAUAUUCCAGAUUACACUCACUAGAACCUAUAACAUCAGCAACCUGAUGGAUGACCUGAAAGUGCUGUUCAGAACGGCCGGCGCUGAAGGAAAAGGCGUCACGUUCAUCUUCACGGACAACGAGAUAAAAGACGAGGCCUUCCUAGAGUACCUUAACAAUGUUUUGUCAUCUGGAGAGGUCUCGAACCUUUUUGCUCGUGAUGAACUGGACGAGAUAACACAGAAUCUCAUCCCCGUAAUGAAAAAGGAGACGCCCCGAGUGCCGCCCACCUUUGAUAAUCUGUAUGAAUACUUCAUCUCCCGGGCCAAAAAGAACCUCCAUGUGGUGCUGUGUUUUUCCCCGGUGGGGGAGAAGUUCCGCUCCCGCUCUCUGAAGUUCCCCGGACUGAUAUCCGGAUGCACCAUGGACUGGUUCACCCCGUGGCCGAGUGAAGCCCUGAUGGCCGUGUCCCAGUAUUUCCUCUCGGACUUCCACAUGGUCUGUUCGCCUGAGGUGAAGACUGCGGUGGUCCAGACUAUGGCCGUCUAUCACGACAGAGUCUCCUCCACCUGCGAGAGCUACUUUGAGAGAUUCAGACGAAGGGCCCACGUCACCCCGAAAUCCUACCUGUCCUUCAUCAAUGGAUACAAAACCCUCUAUACAGAGAAGCACACCCACAUCAACACUCUUGUUGAGCGCAUGAAUGUCGGUCUAGCCAAGCUAAUGGAAGCCAGCGAAUCCGUCGCGCAGCUGUCCAGAGACCUGGUGGUGAAGGAGCAGGAGCUGGCGUUGGCCUCAGCCCGAGCCGACAAGGUCCUCAAGGAGGUGACUGUGAGCGCCGAGGCCGCCUCUGUGGUCAAAAACGAGGUGCAGGUGGUGAAGGAUAAAGCGCUGAAGAUCGUGGAGGAAAUCGAGAAGGAAAAAGGUGUGGCAGAGCUGAAGCUGCAGGCGGCUGAACCUGCACUCAUGAAAGCUGAGGCGGCUUUAAACACCAUCAAACCGGCCGAUAUCGCAACAGUGAGGAAACUGUCCAAGCCACCACAUUUAAUCAUGAGAAUUAUGGACUGCUGUCUGCUUCUCUUCCGCAAGAAGCUGGACCCCGUCGUCAUGGAUCCAGAGAGGCACUGCCUUAAGCCCUCCUGGAGCGAAGCCAUGAAGCUGAUGAGCGGCGGCGGCUUCCUGACGUCACUGCAGCAGUUUCCUAAGGACACGAUAACCGAAGAGACGAUGGAGCUGCUGGAGCCGUACUUCCAGAUGGAGGAUUACACGCUGGAGAACGCCAGUAAAGUGUGCGGAAACGUGGCGGGUCUGCUGUCCUGGACACAGGCUAUGGCCACCUUCUUCAGCAUCAACAAGGAGGUGCUGCCACUGAAGGCUAAUCUCAGCGUUCAGGAGAACAGGCUAACGGCAGCUAAUAAGGAACUGGCUAACGCUCAGGCCCAGCUGGAUGAAAAGCAGGCAGAGCUGGACAUGGUGCUGGCCAAAUUCGAAGCAGCCAUGAAGGAGAAGCAGGAUCUGCUGAACGACGCCGAAUCGUGCAGAAAUAAAAUGCAGACGGCCUCCGCUCUGAUCGACGGGCUGAGCGGGGAGAAAGUGCGCUGGACCGAGCAGAGCAGAGAGUUCACCUCACAGAUCAGCAGGCUGGUUGGAGACGUCCUGCAGCUGACCGGCUUCCUGUCCUACUGUGGUCCGUUCAACCAACAGUUCCGUAACAUGCUGCUGAAGGAGAUCUGGGAGGACGAGCUCACGAAGAAGAACAUUCCCUUCACUGAAAACCUGAACCUGAUCUCCAUGCUGGUGGACCAGCCCACAAUCAGCGAGUGGAAUCUGCAGGGCCUUCCGGGUGAUGACCUGUCGGUGCAGAACGGCAUCAUUGUCACCAAAGCUACCCGCUUCCCCCUCCUCAUCGACCCCCAGACUCAGGGCAAGGCUUGGAUCAAGAAGAAGGAGAAAGCCAACGAGCUCCAGGUCACGUCUCUGAAUCACAAGUACUUCCGCACCCAUCUGGAGGACAGCCUGUCCCUGGGUCGCCCUCUGCUCAUCGAGGAUGUACCCGAGGAGCUGGACCCAGCGCUGGAUAACGUGCUGGAGAAGAACUUCAUCAAGUCUGGAUCCUCCUACAAGGUUAAAGUCGGAGACAAAGAGAUCGACGUGAUGGACGGCUUCCAACUCUACAUCGCCACCAAGCUGCCCAACCCGUCCUACACGCCCGAGGUCUGUGCCAAAACCUCCAUCAUCGACUUCACCGUGACCAUGAAGGGCCUGGAGAACCAGCUGCUGGGCAGAGUCAUCCUGACCGAGAAAUACGAACUGGAGGCUGAGAGGCUGAAUCUGAUGCAGGACGUCACGGCCAACAAGAGGAAGAUGAAAGAGCUGGAGGAUAAUUUGCUUUACAAGCUCAGCACCACAAAAGGCUCUCUGGUCGACGACGAGUCCAUGAUCGGGAUCUUGAGAGUCACUAAGGAAACAGCAGCGGAGGUGAGCGAGAAGCUCAACGUGGCCACCGAGACGGAGACGAAGAUCCUCGCCGCUCAGGAGGAGUACCGUCCCGCGGCGUCCCGCGGCAGCAUCCUCUACUUCCUCAUCACAGAGAUGAGCAUGGUCAACGUCAUGUACCAGACCUCGCUCGCCCAGUUCCUCAGGAUCUUCGACCUCUCCAUGUCGAGGUCAGAAAAAACCCCCCUGACCCAGAAGCGCAUCGCUAACAUCAUCGACUGUCUGACGUACGAGGUGUUCAGAUACACGGUCCGAGGCCUGUACGAGAAUCACAAGUUCAUCUUCACUCUGCUGCUGGCUCUCAAGAUCGAUCUGCAGAAGGGCAACAUCAAGCACAGCGAGUUCCAGAUUCUUAUUAAAGGUGGUGCCGCCCUGGAUCUCAAAGCUUGUCCUCGUAAACCCUUCCGCUGGAUUCUGGACAUGACAUGGCUGAACCUGGUUGAGCUGAGCAAACUGCCCCAGUUCACCAACAUCAUGAGCCAGGUGUCCCGGAAUGAAAAGGGCUGGAAGGCGUGGUUCGAUAUGGACGCACCAGAGGACGCAGUGAUUCCCGAUGGUUAUAAUGAUUCACUGGAGAUCUUCCACAAAUUACUGCUUAUCAGAUCCUGGAGUCCAGAUCGCACGCUGUCUCAGGCCAGGAGCUACGUAGGGCACGCAUUGGGCGCGAGGUUCGCCCAGUCUGUUAUUCUCAAUCUGGAGGCAACGUGGGGGGAGAGCGACCCUCGUACCCCUCUGAUCUGCUUCCUCUCCAUGGGCUCGGAUCCAACCAACCAGAUAGAAGCUCUCUCCAAGAAACUCAGACUCGAAUGCAGAGCUAUAUCUAUGGGACAGGGACAGGAAGUGCAUGCGAGGAGGCUGGUGCAGAUGUCCAUCGCACAGGGAGGCUGGGUCCUGCUGCAGAACUGCCACCUGGGUCUGGAGUUCAUGGACGAGCUGCUGGACACCGUGAGCACAGUGGAGAACGUUCAUGAGAGCUUCAGGGUGUGGAUCACCACGGAGCCACACGACCGCUUCUCCAUCACGCUGCUGCAGUCCUCCAUCAAGUUCUCCAACGAUCCUCCUCAGGGAGUGAAAGCCGGACUGAAGCGAACGUUCGUCGGGAUCUCUCAGACUCAGCUGGACGUCAGCAACCUGCCCAUGUGGAAGCCGCUGCUGUACAGCGUCGCGUUCUUGCACACGGUGGUGCAGGAACGUCGCAAGUUCGGACCCCUGGGCUGGAAUAUUCCGUACGAGUUCAACUCGGCAGACUUCAGCUCCAGUGUGCAGUUCAUCCAGAACCAUUUGGAUGAGUGCAGUCCCAAAAAGGGCGUGUCGUGGGACACCGUGCGCUACAUGCUGGGAGAGGUGCAGUACGGAGGCAGAGUGACGGACGACUACGACAAACGACUUCUGAACUGUUUUGCACGAGUGUGGUUCGGCGACCGGCUGUUCGAGCCCUCGUUCUGCUUCUACACCGACUACAAUGUUCCCGUGUGUAAGACGGUGGAGGAAUACCUGGAGUAUAUUCACACUCUGCCCUACGUCGACACCCCUCAAGUGUUCGGUCUGCAUCCCAACGCUGAUAUCACGUAUCAGGGUAACACCUCAGCCGAAGUCCUGGACACCAUCACAAACAUCCAGCCUAAAGAGAGCGCCGGAGGUUCAGGAGAGACGCGAGAGUCGAUCGUCUACCGCCUCGCCCAGGACAUGCUGGAUAAACUCCCUCCCAACUACGUACCUCAUGAGGUGAAAGCCAGGCUGGUGAAAAUGGGAGCCCUGACCUCCAUGAACAUCUUCCUGAGGCAGGAGAUCGACCGCAUGCAGAGGGUCAUCAGCGUGGUCCGGACUAGCUUGAUCGAUCUCAAGUUGGCCAUUGAGGGCACCAUCAUCAUGAGUGAGAGCCUCAGGGACGCGCUGGACAACAUGUUCGACGCUCGAGUCCCAAACCUGUGGAAGAAGCUCUCCUGGGAGUCGUCCACCCUGGGGUUCUGGUUCACCGAGCUCCUGGAGAGAAACGCUCAGUUCCAUAGCUGGCUGUUCGAUGGGAGGCCCAAAACAUUCUGGAUGACCGGAUUCUUCAAUCCCCAGGGUUUCCUCACAGCGAUGAUGCAGGAGGUGACGAGGGCACACCGAGGCUGGGCGCUGGACACCGUCACUCUACACAACGAGGUGUUAAAGCAAACCAAGGAGGAGAUCACCACCGCACCCACAGAGGGCGUGUACGUGUACGGCCUCUAUCUGGACGGAGCCGGCUGGGACCGCAAGAACUGCUGUCUCGUCGAGGCCACGCCCAAAGUGCUGUUCACCCCUCUCCCCGUGGUGCACAUAUUCGCCAUCAACUCCACCGCCCCGAAAGACCCCAGACUGUACGUCUGCCCCGUCUACAAGAAACCCCGGCGCACCGACCUCACCUACAUCACCGGAAUCGUGCUGCGUACGGUGCAGCCCCCCGACCACUGGAUCCUGCGCGGUGUCGCCCUGCUGUGUGAUAUCAAAUAAUCGCACCAACACACACACACACUGACCCACACACGCGUUCCGUUUCUUUGUUCUUUAUUCAAUUCAGUUCAUGGAAAAAUAUUUUAAUUGUUAUUAAAAGGUUCAGGUUCUUGUUCAGCAUUAAAAAUAAAAAAAAUAUGAGUUUAUCUUCACUAAA